GACCUAUUCACGAAGGUUAACUGUACAUACUGCCAGGAAGAAAUAAACAGUGUUAGAGUAAAAUGUUGUGUUUGUGCCGAUUUCGACAUAUGCCUUCCAUGUUUUUCAGUUGGUGCAGAAAUAGGACCGCACAAAAAUGAUCACUCCUACAAAUUUGUUGACCACUGUGCAGCUAGUGUCUUUGGUGGAAGAGGAGGAUGGACAGGUAAAGAACAUUUGCAAUUGUUGGAUGCAGUAGAGUUGUAUGGAUUUGGUAAUUGGGAGUUGAUCAGUGAACAUGUUGAAACAAGAACUCCAGAAGAGGUAAAAGAAGAAUACAUAGCUCGUUAUUUAGAUGGAAAUGUAGGAAAAGCCACUCUAGCCAGCGUUAUUGCCAAUAAGCCAGUUUUAACUGAUCAUGUCAAGGAAGAUACAGGACCUCUGUCACCUACUGUUGUAGCUAAGUUACCACCAUUAGAUGUCACUCUUGAAGAAGCUCGACUGCUAGGCUACAGACCACAUAGAGAUGAUUAUGAAAGGGAGUACAACAUGGAGGCUGAGCAUCUAGUAUCUAAGCUUGUCUUAAAUCCCGAUCAAGAUACUGAAAUGGAGAUUGCUUUAAAAUUGUCAAUAGUAGAUAUGUAUGCUAGGAGAUUAAGGGAAAGAGCUCGUAGAAAAAGAUUAGUUAGGGAGUACCAACUGGUAGCAAAAUACUUUGCUAAUAUGAGAAAAGAUCCCAGUAAGAUGCCACAAUUUACAAAGGAACAAAGGGAAUUACGGGAAAAAUUUCGAGUUUUUUCCCAAUAUAUGUCCUGUGGCGAGCAUGACCGUCUUAUAGCAAGUUUAGAAAGAGAAAGUCAACUACGUCAUCGAUUGUCGGAACUUCUGAAGUAUCGCAGUUUGGGUCUUAAGACGCAAGAAGAAAUCAUCCAUUAUGAACAGCAUGUUGUUCAUGAAAGGCAGCAGAUGUUGAAGCAAACCAACAAAACUUCUAACAAUACCAAAAAUCCAGGCUACGUUAAAAGAAACAAGUUGUACCAAUUUGCAUUCCAUCUGGGACAACAAUGGCUUUCUACUGCAGGUGUUCCGCCUCCAAAAAGGAAAAAGAGACGAUCGAAGCACCGUUUCCACCGAAAGAAGGUUCACGUCGGAACGAAACGGAAGAUGCGACAUCAGCAGUUACUACUUCAACAGCAACUGGAACUAGGAUAG
Messenger RNA from Diabrotica balteata, 1191 nucleotides. NCBI's taxonomy places the organism in Eukaryota, Metazoa, Arthropoda, Insecta, Coleoptera, Chrysomelidae. The record is from the annotation of a GenBank genome assembly.